AUGGUUUCGACUUUGUUAACAACCUCUCUAGCUGAAAACAAGCGACGGAAAAGAAAAUUCAUAUCUAUCUAUCUAUCUAUGUAUUCCUCUCUUUCUAUCUGCCUGUCUUCUUUUGGUUGUUAUGUAUAUAUCUACAGUAGUUCCUAUCUAUCGAUCUAUAUGACUUUAGUUCAUUUCUUUUCAUUUUAUCAGUCUGCCCGUCUAUCUAUCUGUAUAAAUACUUUUCUUUAUAAUUAUUUUUUUACUUCUUCUCUCUCUAAUUCUUUUUGUCAUCUAUCUAUUUUUAGUUCUUAUUUAUCUAGUUUAGUUCGUAUCUAUCUACGCAUAUUUUUUCUUAUAUGUAUCUAUCUAUCUAUCUAUCUAUCUAUCUAUCUAUCUAUCUAUCUAUCUAGUUCAUAUCUAUCUAUGUUAUCUGUUUAUUUCUCGUUUUCAUCUGGCUGGCUAUCUAUCUAUCUAUCUAUCUAUCUAUUUCAAUAUUUCAUAUCUAUCUAUCUAUCUCAGUCUUUUCAUAUCAGUCUGUAUAACUAUCUAUCUAUCUAUCUAUCUAUUUCAGUUUUUUCAUAUCUAUCUAUAUAUCUCAGUGUUUUCAUAACAGUCUCUAUAUCUAUCUAUCUAUCUGUCACAGUCUUUUCAUAUCUAUCUAUCUAUCUAUCUAUCUAUCUAUCUCAGUCUUUUCAUAUCUAUCUAUCUAUCUAUCUAUUUCAUUUUUUUCAUAUCUAUCUAUGUAUCUCAGUCUUUUCAUACCAGUCUGUAUAUCUAUCUAUCUAUCUAUCUAUCUAUCUAUCUAUCUAUCUAUCUAUCACAGUCUUUUCAUAUCUAUCUAUCUAUCUAUCUAUCUAUCUAUCUAUCUAUCUAUCUCAGUCUGCACCUUAUCUAUCUAUCUAUCUAUCUAUCUAUCUAUCUAUCUAUCUAUCUAUCUAUCACAGUCUUUUCCUAUCUAUCUAUCUAUCUAUCUAUCUAUCUAUCUAUCUAUCUAUUUCUGUUUUUUUCAUAUCUAUCUAUGUAUCUCAGUCUUUUCAUACCAGUCUGUAUAUCUAUCUAUCUAUCUAUCUAUCUAUCUAUCUAUCUAUCUAUCUAUCUAUCUAUCUAUCUAUCUCAGUCUUUUUAUAUCUAUCUAUCUAUCUGUCUCUGUCUUUUGAUAUCUAUCUAUCUAUCUAUCUAUCUAUCUAUCUAUCUAUCUAUCUAUCUAUCUAUCUAUCUAUCUCAGUCUUCUAUCUCAUCUAUUUCAUAUUCAUCUAUCUAUCUAUCUAUCUAGAAAUCUAUCUAUCUAUCUAUCUAUCUUCCAUCUAUUUCAUUUUUUUUUUCACAUCCAUCUAUGUAUCUCAGUCAUUUCAAUACCAGUCUAUCUAUCUAUCUUUCAUCUAUCUAUCUAUUAAAUCUAAUAUUAUCUAUCUAUCUAUCUAUCUAGCCUGA
This is a messenger RNA of Acanthosepion pharaonis, 1413 nucleotides long. NCBI's taxonomy places the organism in Eukaryota, Metazoa, Mollusca, Cephalopoda, Sepiida, Sepiidae. The record is from the annotation of a GenBank genome assembly.